AUGGCGCUGAGAAGUCCUUAUUUUAAGGAAAUGAAUUUGAACGUUCACCAUAAACAAAGCACUCCGAAUCAGCAGCUAAAAGAAAAGGUUAGGAGAGAAGGAGCUUUUCCGAAGUUUAACUUUCCUACCAGUCACAAUACACCUAACAAUACCGGGGAUACAGUGAGUCUCAAAAUGGACAAGUUGGGAAAGGGCUCUGGAUUCAGGAGAAAUACCUUGGUUAGGUCUUGGCAACCAGCAACCACACCUCUGCGGCAACCAGCCUCAGCUCCACCUGUGUCUCUCGGCAGCGCCCAACCCAGAAGACCUGUCAUUGCACAACCGGCUGCUCGGGCCUGGGCAGAUGAGCAGGCAGCACUGCAGCAGGACCAGGUUCAACAGGAUAAGAUCUGGAGAGAGUCUGUGGAGGCUGAACAGAGAGGAAGAAAAAUCUGGUACCACAACUGGAGUUUCCUAAAGGACUAUGACCAAAUGGGUAAGAAAAAGGAGCAGAAGCCACUGCCAAACUAUAUGCCUGUGUUCUCAAGCAAAGUUCCCAACUCGACCAAUCAGACUAUUGGCAGUCGAAUAAAUACUGAACUUGGCAGGGCUCUGGUAAACAUGGAUUACUUCUUCAGCAGUGCAGCACGAAAGAGAAAACUUGAGAGUGAGCUCCAGCCUUCCUAG
Messenger RNA from Gavia stellata (red-throated loon), 666 nucleotides. It is a transcript of the gene CIMIP5, whose product is annotated as chromosome 2 C2orf50 homolog. NCBI's taxonomy places the organism in Eukaryota, Metazoa, Chordata, Aves, Gaviiformes, Gaviidae. Bases 1 to 666 code for a protein of 221 amino acids. The record is from RefSeq and is a predicted model, not a curated record. The transcript is spliced from 4 exons.